AUGAAGCAAUUCAACAAAGUACUAGAUGCUGCAUUGAUAGCAUUGGUGACUUAUCAUCUUGUUAUCGCACCGUAUACCAAGGUAGAAGAGUCUUUCAAUAUUCAGGCCAUCCACGAUAUUCUCAAUUAUGGUGCAUUUUCUACCGAAUCUAUUGAACAGUAUGAUCACAAACAAUUUCCGGGAGCUGUGCCGCGGACUUUCAUAGGCAGCUUGGUACUUGCUCUAUUGGCCAAGCCGGUGAUAUUUAUAUCUUCCCUAUUUGGUCAAGAUUUAUUGAAAGGGGAGCAGAAUCAGCUCCAGAGCGUUGUUCGUGGUAUCUUAGGUCUUGCAAACGCAUUGUCACUAAUUAGACUCAGAGAUCAAUUGAACAAGGUUACUUUUAGGGAUAGAAAAAGCAAAGUUAAAGGGUUGGCCGGGUUUUGGUACUCUGUUUUGUUGUUAUCGCAGUUUCACUUGAUUUAUUACUCGUCACGUACGUUACCGAAUUUCAUAGCUUUGCCAUUUGUAAACUUCGCAUUGAGCAAAUUGAUUGCGGGUGGUGUAUCGGGAUUGACAUGGUUGGCAAUGACUGGUACCAUAUUCAGGAUGGAAGUGGGGGUGUUUGCUGUGGUUAUAGCAUUAGUUUCUUCCUUGGGGUUUGGACAGUCAAACAUUGUUACAAAUUCGGUACUCCUAUUCGCCGGUGCAUUAUUUGGUGCCUUGGCUUCAUUGUUUAUUGACUCCUAUUUUUGGGGCACACCACUUGUUCCUGAAAUUAGUUCGUUUGUCUUUAAUAUUGUCAAUGGUCACUCGGCUGAAUGGGGUGUUGAACCAUGGGGAGCCUAUUUCAACAAAUAUCUUUUCAAAUUGUUUAGGCCACCGGUCAUUCUCAUCUUGUCUAUCGUUGGAUUCUUGAAUGACCCUGCUGAUGAUGGAGUUUCUAUGGCAGACACCAAAGCUGUUCGUCAUCCUGCAAGAAACUCGUUGCGUAUCUUGUACACAUCGUCAAUCAUCUUUAUUGCCAUUAUGUCCAUCCAGCCACAUAAAGAGUGGCGAUUCAUUAUUUAUACUGUACCAGUUUUCACGUUGCAAGCUGCCAAUGGGUUGAGCAAUAUCUCGAUAAAGUGGAGCCUUGGUUUUUCAAACAAGUUAUUGACUUUAAUUGUCGCCUUCUUGAUCUUGACUAGUACUUUGCUUUCUCUUCAUAUGGGGUACAUAUCUAGCUUCAACUAUCCCGGUGGAGAAGCCUUGAAGAUUGCUAAUGAAUACAUUUCUGAUAACUACAAUGGUCAUAAUGUAUCUGUUCAUAUUGACGUUCCAUCUUGUAUGACUGGGGUAACUCGUUUUGGUGAAUUACAUAGCAAAGAGAUCGAAUACGAUAAGUCAGAGUCCAGCAUUGACUACAACAAGUUUGAUCUAGUUAUCACCAAAGAUACAUUAAAAGAUUGGGAACUCAUCCACACAGCAAAGAUAUUCAAAAAUUUAGAUCUCACAACUGUGUUGAAGUUACUACAAGCACAAAAAGCUGAUCGUUCUACAUUGCUUGUGUUUUUGAAAAUUGUUGUUGACGACUUCAUCAACGGUUCGAACGAAACUUUGAGGAAUCUAUUACGAUCUACUAUUGCUUUGGGAGACUAUGUACAUGUGUACAAGAGGGUCGAGCCAAAUCAUCAAGAGCAGCGUGCUCAAGACCAUUCUUAA
Lodderomyces margitis is the source of this 1680-nucleotide messenger RNA. It is a transcript of the gene ECM39, whose product is annotated as dolichyl-P-Man:Man(7)GlcNAc(2)-PP-dolichol alpha-1,6-mannosyltransferase. NCBI's taxonomy places the organism in Eukaryota, Fungi, Ascomycota, Pichiomycetes, Serinales, Debaryomycetaceae. Gene Ontology annotation, biological process: protein N-linked glycosylation. The transcript has a single exon. Gene Ontology annotation, cellular component: endoplasmic reticulum membrane. The record is from RefSeq and is a predicted model, not a curated record. Gene Ontology annotation, molecular function: alpha-1,6-mannosyltransferase activity. Bases 1 to 1680 code for a protein of 559 amino acids.